GAAGAGAUUAUCUGCAGCUGCAGAGGUGAUGAGGAGGGCAGCGGUCUUUCUGGGGGUCCUCUGGGGUUUUGGUGUGUAUAUGCCAUCUGCCCAGGCUGAGUCAAAGAAGCUGAAUGGCAUUGUGGGAGAGACAGUCUCUUUCCCAGCUGCAGUGAAACAGCAGGGAUUCUUUACAACAAAUGGCACUCAGAUUGCCAAGGUGAUGAGUAGUAAAAUGCAUAAGCUCAGUAUGAUUUUACACGGCAGACUACAGUGGGACAGCAGCACUGGACUCUUCUCCAUCACUGGCCUGAAGAUGGAGGAUUCAGGAGAGUAUAUAGUACAGAGUGAUGGGGAGAAAGUGGAGACUAUAUACCAGUUGACUGUGUACAAUCCAGUGUCCACACCUCAAGUGUCCAGCAGGAACAAGAUGAAACCCACCUGCAGUGUGCUGUGCUCUGUGGAGAACGGGAGAGAGGUUACCCUGUCCUGGCAGAGAGAGGGAAAGACAGUGAACCAAACCAGCAGCCCUGAUCUCAACACCAACCUGUCUCUCCCUCUGGAGAUAGAAGAGUACAGCUCCACCUACAGCUGUGUGGCUGCAAACCCAGUCAGUGAGAAGAGAAGCUUCUGCAGCAUCUCAGAGCUCUGUAGAGUGGAGUGUACUGACCAAAGUGUCCAAAAUACAGGUCUGUUUGCCGGGAUUGGAGCUGGGUUUGUGAGUUUGAUCGUUCUGAUAAUUGGGACAGUCGUCUACCUGAAGAGCAGAAAAAAACCAGCAGGAGAUGAAGGAGAUGAGCUAACAUACGCAAAUAUUAAACAUGGAGCUAAGAAGGCACAUCCAGAGAAGGCCCAGAAAAGCCAAGCUGGGAACCCUGAAGAGCUCGUCUACAGCAACAUCACCCAUAAUCGUCCCAAGAAGCAGAGGGCAGAAGCUCCCAGUGCUGCUCAGGGUGAAGAAAACUGUGUCUACGCUCAGGUCAGAAGAUGAAGCCGCCACCACAGCAGAUAAGAGUGAUUCCUUCAGGUGUUUCAUGGGGAUAAAACAGUCAUGGAUAUGAAUAUGUUGUUAUUGAUGCCAGUCAUGACUUUAUGUACAUGAACCAUCUAACAGACCUGCUGAAACACUUGAGGAAUGACAGGAAUGUUUAUAUAGAUUUUUUUUUCAUUCAUUUAAAAGCAUGUGGGCAGGAAAGUGUUUAAAGAACUGCGUGUUCGUUUAUGCUGUAAAUGUUACUCAGGGAAAUUCGCUUUUAUAUUACUGUAUUCAGAUGUGUUUCUUAAGGUGAAGUAUCUGACUGAGAUGUUUCUGUGAGAUUUAGAUGAACUUCCACGCUGGGUCAGUGGAGCUGAUCACCCUGAUCAAUAAAAAUAAAUGAAAUUACUCUUAAGAAAUAUUUAAAGAGACAUUUAAGGAGCAAGUAUUAAAAAGUGGGAAAACUGUUUUCUUAUUUUCUAUUUAUUUGUACUGGCUGUUUGCCUGUUG
This is a messenger RNA of Megalops cyprinoides (Indo-Pacific tarpon), 1465 nucleotides long. Its product is annotated as SLAM family member 5-like. The record is from RefSeq and is a predicted model, not a curated record. The transcript is spliced from 8 exons. The coding region runs from base 29 to 970 and encodes 313 amino acids. NCBI's taxonomy places the organism in Eukaryota, Metazoa, Chordata, Actinopteri, Elopiformes, Megalopidae.